AUCAUUAUAUAUAUAGCUCAGUGGUUGCUUGGAAACAAGAAACUAUUAAUGGUGUUACAAGAUGGCUGAUGAAUUUUUUAAAAUUAUAACACAAAAACUUGAAUUUCAUGUAAUAUAUUAAUUUUCGGUGAUUCAAUUUGGCUACGUUUUCUCUAAAAAAGUAUACAUGUAUGACUCGACGUUUUAAAGAUGGUUGUUUCGAUACAAAGACACCUCUACAUGAACUACUGAUCGUAGUUUGUUUGCUCUGGACAGAGAAUUGGCUUUGGUAGUGAUCAAAGAGACUCCAUGCACUCACUCAAGUGAUUGUAGUUUUGGACUCAUUGAUGACACAGAAUGGACGAGUCUGGAAACAGCAACGCGGAUUAUAACGAAGAAUUUGUUUAUAGAGAUUCACUGGAAUGCCCCAUUGAAGAGACGUUGAAGGUCAAAAAUGCUUUUCCAGAGUCACCUAAAACCAGUGAGGAACAUGGUUGUGUACCAUUAUCAAACAACCUAGGCUCAGAUACAAUAGAUAAGGGGGGAAAAUUAAGGAAUGACAGAAUUGAUAGGAAGAAAGGCAAUUCUAUCAGACCUAGAGAAAAAAACCUAAUUAAAUUAAACAAAGAAACUAUUCAGAAGGGUCAAAUGAAAAAGAGCUAUAGAGAAAUGCACCAGAAAAAGCUUGGUAAAAAAGCUUCAAUAAAAAAUAAAGGGCAGAAUGAGGCCAGCCAGAUAAAUGAUCUCAGGAAUACCAAUGCUGCAGCUGAGUUCCGUAAACAGACUUUGCUGUUAGAUGGAAUCUUGACAGAGAAUGAUGGAUUAAAUAGUUCCAAUGGCCUCAAUGACAAAAUGUUUCAUUUUGGUAACUCUGGAAUACAAGAAGCAAAUGAGUUUAGUGGUUUAAUUGCAUUGGAAAAGGAUGAAUAUAAUUUGGAAUCAACUAGAUGUAAUGAAACAAACUUAUCACAACUUGGUGGUAGAGAAAUUGGCUAUGAACAUCAAUUACCAACUCUCCGUAAUUUUUCUUCAGUACAGUCUGCCCCAGCAGAUAUACAACCGUAUCAGAAUCCAUUCAUCUUAGGGGAAGGUUAUACAGAUGUUAACUCUAUGACAUAUUUGACCAGUAUGAGGUCUCAUUCUGAACUGGUAAAUUCUAACACCACAUAUACUGGUAUAUAUGCAAAUGCAAAACAAAAUUCAAGGGCUUCUAACUAUAAGCCAUACACAUUAAGCGAUUAUAAAAAAAUUAAGAGAGAAAGUAAACCUGGUGGUCUUGGUCCUGAUACAAAAUCUGAAGAACACCAACAGAAGACAAAAACAGCGAUCCGGAAAAAAGAGUAUUCUGCAGCUGUAAGGCAAAGAAAUGCCUCAGAAAACUUUAAUGGUAUGAGGAAAAAACAGAAAUCGCCUGGUAAACAAAUUCCUAUUGAAAAACAAGAGGCUAUUGCCCGGAGGUUCAAGGCAUUGGAAUAUGCAAAAGCCGUACCAAAGCCGGUGACGUCAAAAAUCUCAAAUGUGUGGAAAUCACCAACAAAAGCACAUGAAGAGCGACAGUCUUUACUGGCCAUUUUACAAGAACGACACGAAAAUGAAAAAAGAGCGAUAGAUGCCAUGAGGAAGGACUUGCAAACUAAACUCAAAACAAGUUCUUAGCAACUUCGGGCACAUGCACUAUAUGCCAAAGAUGACCAUCUUUUAGCAACUUGCAUGAACUCUUUCAACUUGAUGAUCGCACUGUUGCAGCAAGUCUUUAAGCUAUGUGAAUACCUCAGGUAGUUUCCUUAUCCUAGUAUGGUUGCUCCAAAAUUGCUCAUAGUUCAAUUAAUCAUCAUCUGAGGCCAGUUGUUCAAAAAGUGGGAUAAAGUAAUUCAUUGGAUAGUGAUUUUAACUAUCAUAAAAUUGAUGCAAUUGCUUUGUAAAGCUGACAUAUAUGAAAUUUAUAUUUUAAAAACUAUUCCAUCAAUAAAAUUGUGGAGUUCAAUAUGGGCCAUGCCUUCAAAUCAAAUAAUGAUCACUAUCCAGUGGAAGUGGAAGUCAAAAAAGAAAAGCUAUUAUAACACAAUGAUAAUAUUAUGAAAUCUAUUUAUGUUAAUAAAUUAUUUAAAAUGUAUAGAGUUGUAUAUAUUUAGUUGGAAUGAAUUGUACUGUCCUAAAACCAUGACAACAAUCAAGAAAGAUUUCAACUUGCAAGACAUCCAGUUCAUGCCUCGAGCUCAGUGCUUGUUUCGACAAAAACUUUCAUUAUCAGUUGGAAUCUAACAAUAUCAAUGCUGCCAUGGAUCUAAAAAGAAAAUGCGUGAUCAUUGUUAAAUAUUAUGUGUAUUUAGGGUACAUGUUUGUUACAAAAAUCAAAGUGAUUUUGUUUAUGUUGAAGUGAUUAGAUUUA
Dendronephthya gigantea is the source of this 2368-nucleotide messenger RNA. RefSeq lists its product as uncharacterized. Bases 337 to 1635 code for a protein of 432 amino acids. Gene Ontology annotation, biological process: axoneme assembly. The record is from RefSeq and is a predicted model, not a curated record. The transcript has 4 exons. Lineage: Eukaryota; Metazoa; Cnidaria; Anthozoa; Malacalcyonacea; Nephtheidae.